Rhagoletis pomonella (apple maggot) is the source of this 1841-nucleotide messenger RNA. RefSeq lists its product as uncharacterized. The record is from RefSeq and is a predicted model, not a curated record. NCBI's taxonomy places the organism in Eukaryota, Metazoa, Arthropoda, Insecta, Diptera, Tephritidae. The transcript is spliced from 3 exons. The coding region runs from base 360 to 848 and encodes 162 amino acids.
UUUCUUGUUACAUCGUGUAGUUCAAAGCUUGCACAAACCUGAAGAACCCGUCGGCAAAGAAGUACUUAUGUAUAAUCGGAUAUUACUUGAAUUUAUGUAGUACGAACUUGGAGACUGAAGAGAUAUGGGUUUUUAUUGCCAAGUGUUUCCCAACGAAACAAAAUUUACAAAAGUAAAAAAUGGAAGAUGGUGAAUGACUUACUCGACGAUAGCUUAGUGCACUUGAUCCUUAGAAACAGCAGGAAUGCAUUCGCCAGAGGUUGGAAGAUUUAGGCGGGUAUAAUAGUGACGGCGAGUCUUUGGUGUCCGAAGAGAUUGUGGACGAUAACAAACAUGAAGUAACUCCAGAUGACUCCGAUAUGGAAGAAAUCCAGUUACAAGAAUACGACCAGGAAGACGAAAGUGAAGAUGGGAAAAGGACGGCAUACGAAGUGAAACCGGGGAAACUAUUCUCACAAAGAUGGAAAAACUUGGUCUGCUGUACCACCACAAGCUGCCAGUUUCAAACCCACAACAUACUCAGAUACAACGAAAGCAAAGAUGUGGCCGCCUUUGCUACGUAUGGACAUAAUUUACGUGGAGACAACCCACACCAGAAGGCUUCUACAAACCGACGUAUGAUAUUCCUUCUUCAACUUGGUGAGCACCUGGCAAAAUCUGAAAUAGAAGUAGGGGCUACUAAUAGUCGAAUAACCAGAAUAUUCUCUACGCGCAACGCCAUUGAAGCAAUAAACGCCGGUCCUUUGAGGAUAGUGGAUGUAUCACUAGGAGGUGAUGCAGAACGUGGCAGUACGGGUAGAAUAAAAACAAAGGUUAAUUGUUAUAUAUAUGCCUCAAACGACGCCUAACAAAAAAGCCUGCAUAUUGUGCAAAAAACUCGUUUGUGCAAAUGAUUCUACUAAUUUACCGAAAUGCAAUAGAUGUAACUAAAAAGUUUGUUAUUUCCAAUUUAUUCAUAUUUUUUUAAUUUUAAAUGUAUAAAGUAUAAUAUUAUAUUAUCAUUAUAUUCUUCCACUAUUUAAAGAAUUUGAUUCGGGAUAAAGUUUACUUUUCAAAUGUAUCAACAUAUUUGCAUGCGUUUUCACAUACAUACCCGGGUAUGCAGCUUUUGAUGUAAGGGUUAAAAGUCGGAAAAUGGUCCAGGUGGUCCAAUCUCCCUCAAUAUGAUGUAGAAUACUUGUGUUGAGGAUAUCAUGAAAUUUCAAGUUAAUCCGAUGUAUAGUUUCUAAGAUAUAGCAAUUUCAAAAAGCAAAACAUACCCGGGUAUGUUGCUGUUGACAUAAAGGUUAAGAUGGCGUCCUAAACUUGGCUGAGCACGUUGGAUUCGAUGGCCGCUACUACCGUGUUUAAUCCGGCGUUACCGUUCCUGAUCGAGGAAUUCCCGAACUGUUCUUAAACCUGCGCAAACCAUAUUUCAGGUAGUUCUGACCAAAAAGGAGGCACCUUAACCAUAACGCGUUGUAUGACAUUUAUAGGCUCGUUUUCGUCCGCUGAGCCAACUGUUGAGUUUUGUGACAUUGCUGCUCCGUUAUAAAAUUGUUCUCCUCCCGUAGGAUUAGUCGACUUAUUGUCUUCCGGCGGCUACAAUUUUUAGAGAUAUAACCGCGUGCCGCGUUUGUUUAAAAAAUUGUUGCCCUUUUAUGAAUGUGGUACUGUGGUAUUUUACGGCGAGCGCCAAGAAAAGACUUAUUUAACCCAAACUGACCACUUAUUUUUCGUGGACUAAUCUAAAACUUAGCUAUACACAUUUUCAAGAAACAGUUACUGGAAAUUACUAAGAGGGUUGCUUUAAAGAGUACUUAUGUUGUAUUAAAAACUUAAACUAAGGAAAUAUUUUUAUU